AUGGAACAGCACCUUCGAACUAACAUCACAACAACUAGUUAUAUCGAUUUCUCCGAUACUCAAGCCACAAAUCUUGAGAUAGCCGUAAACUUCGAGCGUUCUAAUUGGGCCCUGGGAUCUGCGACGCAAGACGAUUUCUACAAAGCUCCAGCCAACACCUCUUCGUUACCACCCGGUAGUGUCAUCAAGGUCCAGUACUUUGUUAACACGACGUCGUUCGCCUUACCACCAAACACAGCCCUUAGCAGGCUCUCAUACACAACGAAGAACCUACUGAAUGACACAAUUCCAGCAUCUGCUUAUAUUCUAUGGCCAUACCUGCCACUGACUUAUCCAAAUCUUUCAAGUCCAAGACCAGGGACGAACAGCUCCAAAUUCCCGGUUGUUGCAUGGGCCCAUGGCUCGUCGGGUGUCUUUGCAGAAUGUAGACCAUCAAACCUUCGCAAUCUGGAAUCUCAAUAUUCUGCGCCGUAUGAGUUGGCCUUGAGUGGCUAUGUCGUGAUUGGAAUUGCACACCCUUACCUUGUAGGAUCAGCAGCAGCCGACGACCUGUUCUACGCCGUGCAAGCGGCUCAAUCAGCAUUUGCUACUAGGCUUAGUAAGGAAUUUGUAAUCAUGGGUCACUCACAGGGAGGGUCCGCAGCGUGGGCUUCUGCGAUCAGGCAGCAUAAUACGCCAGUGGACGGCUAUCUGGGUAGUAUCGCUGCGUCACCAUCCACGAAUCUUAGUGGCUUGAUUACUGCGCUUGGUCAAGCACUUCCGCCGCUAUUGCCUAUGUUAGGCACACAGGCGAUCAAAGCUCUGCAUCCGAACUUCAAUAUCUCGCGUCUAUUGACAGCCGAAGGUCAAUCCAGAUAUCAACUAGCAAAAGAUAUCUCGAUGUGUAACUCCGCUACAGGUGAGCUGCUAGCUGACUUCCCAACAUCUGAUCGAGGCGCCCUGUUACACCCAAACUGGACGACUGUGCCGGAAGUUGCUGAUUUCUUUGGUGCAACUGCUGGACCUGGAACGUUGCCCAUAUCAGGUCCGCUGCUUGUGCUGCAGGGAACAAGUGACCUGGUCGUCCCAUAUCAGUUUACCGAUGCUGCUGUCGCCCAGACCUGUGCUAUCAAUAAUGGAAGGGGUGUUCACUACGCAAAAUUCGCAGGUGUGACACAUGUUCCUGUGCUUUAUGCUUCGAGAAGGAUAUGGCUGGACUUUUUAACCAACAGAUUCAGUACUGUUGGCAAUGUGACCACGAGCAGGACCUGUGUGACGGUGAACCACACAUCGUUACCGUUUCCAGUUGAGAAUUAUCAACGUGAGCUCGGCCAUCGCUUGGAGUUAAACACGCAGAGUUACCAGCAGGGCCGCCUGGGGUUUUAG
Messenger RNA from Lithohypha guttulata, 1365 nucleotides. RefSeq lists its product as uncharacterized. The transcript has a single exon. The record is from RefSeq and is a predicted model, not a curated record. Lineage: Eukaryota; Fungi; Ascomycota; Eurotiomycetes; Chaetothyriales; Trichomeriaceae. Gene Ontology annotation, biological process: lipid catabolic process. Gene Ontology annotation, molecular function: triacylglycerol lipase activity. Bases 1 to 1365 code for a protein of 454 amino acids.